CAACGUCAGCAAGAUCACUUGGAAAAAUGGCUGCUGAGAAGAACAUCCUUUUGCUCGGUUCUGGUUUCGUCGCCAAACCCACUCUUGACUACCUCUUGAGGCGUCUUGAGAACAAGGUUACCGUUGCUUGCCGCACCAAGGCUACUGCUGAGGCUUUCAUUGCCGGUGCUGAGCGCUCCACAGCUAUCUCUCUCGAUGUCUCCGACGAUGCUGCCCUCGACGCUGCUGUUGCUAAGCACGACGUCGUGAUCUCUUUGAUCCCUUACACCCACCACGCCCAGGUCAUCAAUUCUGCUAUCCGCAACAAGAAGCACGUUGUCACCACUUCCUAUGUUUCCCCCGCCAUGAUGGAACUCGACGAGGAGGCCAAGAAGGCUGGUAUCACUGUCAUGAACGAGAUCGGUCUCGACCCUGGAAUCGACCACUUGUACGCCGUCAAAACCAUCGAUGAAGUCCAUGAGGAGGGUGGCAAGAUUCUCUCUUUCUUGUCCUACUGUGGUGGUCUUCCCGCUCCUGAGAACUCCAACAACCCUCUCGGUUACAAGUUCUCCUGGUCUUCCCGCGGUGUCCUCUUGGCUCUCCGUAAUGCUGCCAAGUUCUGGAAAGAUGGCAAGGUUGUCGAGAUUGAGGGCCCUGAGCUCAUGAAGGCCGCUCAGCCUUACUUCAUCUACCCUGGUUACGCUUUCGUUGCUUACCCCAACCGUGACUCUACCCCUUACAAGGAGCGCUACAACAUCCCCGAGUGCCAGACCAUCAUUCGUGGUACCCUCCGUUACCAGGGUUUCCCUGAGUUCAUCAAGGUUCUCGUUGAUGUCGGUUUCCUCUCCGACGAGUCCGUCGACAUCAUGGCCAAGGGCUCCUCUGCUACCUGGAAGGAGGCUACCGCUACAGUGCUCGGUGUUUCUUCCACCAAGGAGGAGGACCUCAUCGCUGCUAUCCGCUCCAAAACUCAGUUCAAGAACGCCGAAGAGGAGGCUCGCAUCAUUGCUGGUUUCCGCUGGUUGGGUCUCUUCUCCGACGAUGUCAUUACUCCCCGUGAGAACCCUCUUGACACUCUUUGUGCUACUCUUGAGCCCAAGUGCCAGUACGGUCCUGAGGAGCGUGACUUUGUCAUGCUCCAGCACAGAUUCGAGAUCGAGCACGCCGAUGGCCGCCUCGAGACCCGCACCUCCACUUUGUGCGACUAUGGUGUCCCUGGAGGUUACACCUCCAUGGCUAAGUUGGUUGGUGUUCCUUGUGGUGUUGCUACCCAACAGGUGCUUGACGGUAUCAUCAAGACCCCUGGUGUCCUCGCUCCCAUGAGCAAGGAACUUAACCAGCCCUUGAUCGACGAGUUGUUGAAGGAGGGUAUCUUCUGCAAGGAGGAGACUGUUGCUUAGAUUAUUCUAAACCAAAAACUGUAGGAUAUACGAGACGAUAUGCUAAAAGAGUUCACAUAACUGCC
Molecule: messenger RNA, 1444 nt
Organism: Saitoella complicata NRRL Y-17804
Lineage: Eukaryota; Fungi; Ascomycota; Saitoellomycetes; Saitoellales; Saitoellaceae
Product: Saccharopine dehydrogenase
Exons: 2
Coding region: 27-1379 (450 amino acids)
Cellular component (GO): cytoplasm
Molecular function (GO): saccharopine dehydrogenase activity
Source: RefSeq, a predicted model, not a curated record